This is a messenger RNA of Delphinapterus leucas (beluga whale), 3804 nucleotides long. NCBI's taxonomy places the organism in Eukaryota, Metazoa, Chordata, Mammalia, Artiodactyla, Monodontidae. The record is from RefSeq and is a predicted model, not a curated record.
AUGUCCACUGUGAUAGCUCAGUCGCUGCAUGUUUUUGGUCUUCGAUCCCACGUGUCCAACAAUGUGUUCUUCUUCGAUGAACAGAUCAUUAUAUUUCCUUCAGGAAAUCACUGUGUGAAGUACAAUGUGGAUCAGAAGUGGCAAAAAUUCAUUCCAGGCUCAGACAAGAGUCAGGGCAUGUUGGCCUUGUCCAUCAGUCCCAAUCGGCGAUACCUCGCUAUCUCCGAGACUGUGCAAGAAAAACCCGUCAUCACCAUUUAUGAACUGUCCGCCGUUCCUUGCCGAAAGCGCAAAGUCCUUAAUAAUUUUGACUUCCCAGUUCAGAAGUUCAUUUGCAUGGCUUUUUCUCCAGACUCCAAAUACCUCUUGACCCAGACCUCACCUCCAGAGUCAAACCUUGUUUAUUGGCUGUGGGAAAAACAGAAAGUAAUGGCCAUCGUUAGAACUGAUACUCAGAACAAUGCUGUCUACCAGGUGAGCUUCAAUCCCCAGGAUAACACUCAGAUUUGUGUCACUGGAAAUGGGAUGUUUAAGCUUCUCCGUUUUGCUGAGGGAACCUUGAAGCAAACUAAUUUUCAGAGGGGAGAACCCCAAAACUAUCUUGCCCACACUUGGGUGUCUGAUGACAAGAUUGUUGCUGGCACUGAUACAGGCAGGCUCUUCCUCUUUGAGUCUGGAGAUCAACGCUGGGAGACAAGUAUCAUGGUCAGGGAGCCCACCAGCGAGAUGAAGAACCUGGGGGUGAUCCAGGAAUCCGAGAGCCUGAUCGAAUUUCCAACAAUCACCUCCCCAGUCCCUUCCUACAAGCAGGUCGUGAUGGCCAGUAGCCACCACCAGCUGUCCCUGCCCCAGGUAUCUGCCAUCGCAGCCUAUUCCAAGGGAUUUGCCUGCUCUGCUGGGCCAGGGAGAGUUCUACUGUUUGAGAAGAUAGAAGAGAAGGAGUUUUACCGUGAGAGCAGGGAAAUCCGGAUUCCUGUGGACCCACAGAGCAAUGACCCGAGUCAGUCAGACAAACAGGACGUGCUCUGCAUGUGCUUCAGCCCCUCUGAGGAAACGCUGAUCGCCAGCACCAGCAAGAACCAGCUCUACAGCAUCACCAUGUCCCUGAUGGAGAUCAGCAAGGGGGAGCCUGCCCACUUUGAGUAUCUGAUGUACCCGUUACACUCAGCAUCCAUCACUGGUCUAGCUACUUGCAUCCGCAAACCCCUCAUUGCCACCUGCUCUGUGGAUCGGUCUGUUCGCAUCUGGAAUUACGAAUCAAACACCCUGGAACUAUUUAAGGAAUACCAAGAAGAAGCUUAUACAAUCAGCCUUCACCCAUCUGGACACUACGUUGUCGUAGGGUUUGCUGACAAACUACGCCUUAUGAAUCUACUCAUUGAUGAUAUACGUUCUUUCAAAGAAUACUCUGUCAGAGGGUGCAAAGAGUGUUGCUUUAGCAAUGGAGGUCACCUGUUUGCUGCAGUCAAUGGGAAUGUGAUUCACAUUUUUUCCACCACCAGCCUGGAGAACAUCUCGAAUCUGAAAGGACACACAGGGAAGAUUCGUUCAGUUGCAUGGAAUACAGAUGACAGCAAACUGAUUUCUUGUGGCACAGAUGGUGCUGUAUAUGAAUGGAAUCUGUCCACAGGAAAGAGAGAGACAGAAUGUGUGCUCAAGUCCUGCAGUUACAACUGUGUUGCCAUCUCCCCUGAUGGCAAAAUCAUCUUUGCUGUUGGUUCAGACCAGACUCUCAAGGAGAUCGCAGAUUCUUCAGUCCUUCGAGAGAUGUCAGCAUUUGAUGUCACCUACACAGCCGUCGUCAUCUCCCAUUCCGGACACAUGAUGUUCGUGGGCACCUCGGUGGGAACCAUUCGUGCGAUGAAGUACCCGCUGCCUCUGCAGAAAGAAUUCAACGAGUACCAGGCCCAUUGCGGUCCUAUCACCAAGAUGUCGCUCACCUUUGAUGACCAGUUCCUGCUGAGCGUCGCCGAGGAUGGCUGCCUGUUCACCUGGAAGGUCUUUGAUAAGGAUGGUCCGGGAAUCAAGCGAGAGAGGGAGGUGGGCUUUGCUGAAGAGGUGCUGGUUACCAAGACGGACAUGGAAGAGAAGGUUCAGAUUAUGUUGGAGCUGAAGACUCGUGUGGAAGAAUUAAAAAUGGAGAAUGAGUAUCAACUUCGACUAAAGGAUAUGAACUAUUCUGAGAAGGUUAAGGAACUAACAGACAAGUUCCUCCAGGAAAUGGAGUCCUUGGAAAUGAAAAACCAGGUUUUAAGAGCAGAAAAAGAAAAGCAGGAUGCACUCCAUCGUGAACGCAUGGAAGACCUCCUGGAAAAACAGAGCCGGGAACUGCAGGACUUGGAAUGUUGCAACAACCAAAAGUUGCUUCUAGAAUAUGAGAAGUACCAGGAGUUGCAGCUCAAGUCCCAGAGGAUGCAGGAAGAGUAUGAGAAACAGCUUCGGGAUAACGAUGAGACCAAGAGCCAGGCCCUGGAGGAGCUGACUGAGUUUUACGAGACCAAACUGCAGGAGAAAACCACCCUCCUGGAAGAGGCCCAGGAGGCUGUCAGGCAGCAGCUGCGCGAGUUUGAAGAGACCAAGAAGCAGAUCGAAGAAGAUGAAGACCGUGAGAUCCAAGAUAUCAAAACCAAGUAUGAGAAGAAGCUUCGGGAUGAAAAGGAAUCAAACCUGCGGCUCAAAGGAGAAACGGGCAUCAUGAGGAAGAAGUUCAGCAGCCUGCAGAAAGAGAUUGAAGAGCGAACCAACGACACUGAGAUUCUGAAGGGAGAACAGGUGAAGCUGCAAGGAGUCAUCAAAUCCCUGGAGAAGGACAUCCUGGGUCUCAAGCAGGAGAUCCAGGAAAGAGACGAGACGAUUCAGGAUAAGGAGAAGCGAAUCUAUGACCUGAAAAAGAAAAAUCAAGAACUAGAGAAAUUCAAGUUUGUGCUUGACUACAAAAUAAAGGAGCUGAAGAAGCAAAUAGAACCUCGAGAGAAUGAGAUCAAGGUGAUGAAGGAACAGAUUCAAAAGAUGGAAACUGAACUGGAGCAUUUCCAUAAGCAGAACACACAGCUGGAGCUGAACAUCACAGAAUUGUGGCAGAAAUUAAGAGCUACUGAUCAGGAGAUGCGCAGAGAGAGACAAAAGGAGCGGAACUUGGAGGCUCUGGUCAAACGGUUUAAGAUGGACCUUCACAACUGUGUGGCCUACAUCCAAGAACCCCGGCAGCUGAAGGAGAAGUUUCGCGCUCUCUUUGAGAAGUACGUGCAGCGGGCAGACAUGGUAGAGAUCACAGGGCUGAACUCGGACCUGCAGCAGGAGUACACCCGUCAGCGGGAGCACCUGGAGAGGAGCCUGGCCACCCUCAAGAAGAAGGUGGUCAAGGAGAGUGAGCUGCACCGCGCGGAUUACGUCCGCAUCAUGCAGGAAAAUGUCUCCCUGAUCAAGGAGCUUAAUGAGCUCCGCAGAGAGCUGAAGUUCACCCGCUCCCAAGUCUAUGACCUUGAAGCAGCCCUGAAACUGACCAAGAAAAUUCAACCACAAGACGUUCCAGAGACAGUGUCCGGCAAAGACUUACCAGGCUUGCCUCCCACCAUGAGACUGAAUGAGCAAGAAGAAACUGGGAGAAUCAUUGAGAUGCAGCGCCUGGAGAUCCAGCGCCUCAGAGACCAGAUCCAAGAGCAAGAGCAGGUCCCAGGCUUCCACCCCUUCACUGGGAUGCGGCUGCCUUCCCUCCUGGGGGCAGAAGCAGACUUAAAACUGCAGACCAAGUGACCCACUCUGGUGAGCCGUCUCCAGCCACGCCGGAAGAAGCACGGUGCUCCC